AUGUCGCGUCUGAUGCCCAACCUGGGAGGCCCCUGCGGCCGUGUAAGACGGCUCUAUGCCAACGUUGCCCACUCGAUCGGACUUUAUGGAGCGCCGGUAUGGGCAGAGGCAAUAAGUGGCAACAGGAGAGCGCUUGCGGCGCUGAGGACACAACGCCAGAUGGCAGUGAGAGUAGUGCGGGCAUACCGCACUGUGUCCCAUGCGGCGGCGACUCUACUGGCUGGGAUGCCCCCGGUCGACCUAUUGGCUGGGGCGUACUCCCGGUCCUAUGAGCGGAUAGCGGACCUGAAGAAAAGAGGACUCCCAGUAACGGGCAGAACUAGAAGGCUCAUCAACAGCCAAGAACGGGAGACGGCUGUGAAGAAAUGGAGAGACAGACUGCGGGAGCCUGACUGUGCGGGACAACGGACAGUGCAGGCGAUACUCCCACAUAUGGCAACCUGGCUAAACAGGACGUGGGCGAGAUCGUCCUACCGGACGACGCAGGUACUCACCGGACAUGGAUGUUUCGGUGAGUACCUGCACAGAAUUCAGAGGGAGGACACAAAGGGGUGUCACCACUGUCAGGAGGCAGUGGACGACGCCCAACACACAUUGGAGUUCUGCCCGGCGUGGGAGGGACAGCGACAGGCCCUCAAAGAUCGCAUAGGCCCGGACCUCACGCUGGGAACUAUCGUGGGACGGAUCACCCAGUGUGAAGAGGCAUGGGAGGCGUUCUCCCUCUUUUGCGAGAAGGUAAUGAGGGAGAAGGAAGAAAGCGAAAGGGUGAGAAGGGGAGAAACAAACGACCCCCCGAACACCCAAGGUGGAGGGCGUGCUAAUAGAAGGCGAAGGGCGCGCGGCACGCUGGCCCACCUACGGGCAUGGUAA
Vollenhovia emeryi is the source of this 870-nucleotide messenger RNA. RefSeq lists its product as uncharacterized. The record is from RefSeq and is a predicted model, not a curated record. NCBI's taxonomy places the organism in Eukaryota, Metazoa, Arthropoda, Insecta, Hymenoptera, Formicidae. The transcript has a single exon. Bases 1 to 870 code for a protein of 289 amino acids.